Messenger RNA from Paramisgurnus dabryanus, 1576 nucleotides. Lineage: Eukaryota; Metazoa; Chordata; Actinopteri; Cypriniformes; Cobitidae. The record is from RefSeq and is a predicted model, not a curated record.
UGUGCAUGAAUGACCUGGGUGGGUAUGGUUAUUCCUCUCCUGAAAGUGUGUCCCAGUCCGGCCUUGAAAAUCAUUUGUGUGUGUCGAAUGCGGGCAUCCGCGCGUACCCGCGUUGAGAAGCUGUGCGGACGCGUGCGCGCGCAAGACGGACGCAGACGCGGAAAUAAAGUACCCCGGGCUUUCCGGCACACUUGUCUAGGGAAACUUGUUGAAGUGUCAUCGAUGCAAACGGGUAUAGAAUACGUGAUUAUUGGGACUACACUGACCCUGGUUCUCCUGGCCAUGUCGGUUAUGCUGUCCAAAUCCUCAACGGAUGCAGGAAAAACCUAUAACUAUGACCUCUCCAAAAAGUCAGAUUUGACCAAGCUGUACAACUCCAAAGUCUUUAAGGCAGAGAGAAUGACCAGACCUCUCAAGGGGUUGUCCUUUCAGUUAAGCAAACUCAGCCACUCUGGAGUCAGAGUUACUCUUGAAGAUGGCACUACUUGGCUGGUCCAUAAAGGAGAUGGUUAUGGGAUCUCAUCCCAAACUGUUGUUGUGAAUGCCCGUCACAUGAGCAAUACAUGGAAGAUUGUUGAGACAAAGAAUUUUGGUGGCAGCAAGACUGUUUCUGAUUUUGUGAAAGCUGGAGGAACAGAUUACACACUUCUCUUCGAUAAUUGCCAUGAUGCAUCUGGCCGGAUGAUGCAAGACUGAAUUCAAAUUUGUACAUUUGCUUCAUGUUGUAAAGAAAGAGUAUCCCUCCAGUACUUAUUUGUUACAUGAUUUGCAAUUAUAUUUCUUACAUAUUUUUCCUUAUUAAUGUAUUAUAUAUUUUUCUAAGUGUGUUAUUUCAUAUCUUUACAAUAUUUUGAAAUAAACAUAAAUCAUAAGUUUUGUAAGUAAAACUGCAUAUGGUGACGAAUGUGAAAUAAGGUAGACGUCCACCCCUGUUAGGUAGAGGUUACAAUGUGUAUUUGCUGAUAAAUUGUAAUUUACUUUGGAUAUCUAGAGUUUAGAAUUUAAUAAUGCAUUAUUUGUGUUAUAUAUUACAGUAUAUUAUGUAACAUUUGCUGCUGUAGUUGUUUCAAAGUAAAAAAAAAACCCUAUAAUUAAAGCCUAUUUUUGCCUACAUAGCUCCCUAUAGGGAAUGUUAAUGUACGUCACCGCAGUGUUGCAUUAUGGGACGUGGGCGCCAUGUUUAGAGGCACCGCCGACCGCUAUGCCAUUUAAUUGUGAGUGUGUUAAGCUAAAACUAGGUAAACUUGAAGAAGAACCGAAGAAAUUGAGGAGUUUAAAAGAAAAAGAGAAGGGACCCUAUCGGGAGAAACUAAGUGCUACUGCCAAAAAACUUUAUUUGGACAAAUAAACAACAGAUCCAUAGGAUUUAGCAGCCCAUGACUGGAUUACGGAUCCAGACGCACUACCUCCGCUCACAUAUCUGUUAUUAUUACCUUGUUUUUGGAUUGAGUGCAUACACUUUGCAGGAGUUUAAGAGCUAUAAAUCCCUACAAGCUCAUAGUAAGAUGACAUUCUUCUUUCGGAGUUUUAUGACGGUUGGCAAACCAGCUAAAAGAAAUAUCCCAUUUACUUACAA